Messenger RNA from Gallus gallus (chicken), 2282 nucleotides. It is a transcript of the gene TNNT2, whose product is annotated as troponin T2, cardiac type. The coding region runs from base 54 to 962 and encodes 302 amino acids. The transcript has 19 exons. Lineage: Eukaryota; Metazoa; Chordata; Aves; Galliformes; Phasianidae. Gene Ontology annotation, biological process: regulation of muscle contraction; cardiac muscle contraction; sarcomere organization. Gene Ontology annotation, cellular component: troponin complex. Gene Ontology annotation, molecular function: troponin C binding; tropomyosin binding; troponin I binding. The record is from RefSeq and is a predicted model, not a curated record.
AGACAGCCGCCGGCACCCACCGCUCCGUGGGACCUCGGCACAGAUAGCCAAGCAUGUCGGACUCUGAAGAGGUCGUUGAGGAAUACGAGCAGGAGCAGGAAGAGGAGUAUGUGGAAGAAGAAGAGGAAGAAUGGCUUGAGGAAGACAACGGUCAGGAGGAUCAGGUAGACGAGGAGGAAGAGGAGACAGAGGAAACCACGGCAGAAGAACAAGAAGAUGAAACAAAAGCACCAGGAGAAGGUGGUGAGGGGGACCGGGAGCAGGAGCCUGGGGAAGGUGAAUCAAAGCCCAAACCCAAGCCCUUCAUGCCCAACCUGGUGCCUCCCAAAAUCCCUGAUGGCGAGCGCCUGGAUUUCGAUGACAUCCACCGCAAGCGCAUGGAGAAGGACCUGAAUGAGCUGCAGGCCCUCAUCGAAGCCCAUUUUGAGAGCAGGAAGAAGGAGGAAGAGGAGCUCAUCUCUCUCAAGGACAGGAUUGAGCAGCGGAGGGCAGAGAGGGCAGAGCAGCAGCGCAUCCGCAGCGAGAGGGAGAAGGAGCGCCAGGCCCGCAUGGCUGAGGAGAGAGCUCGCAAAGAGGAAGAGGAGGCACGGAAGAAGGCUGAGGAAGAAGCUCGGAAAAAGAAAGCUUUCUCCAACAUGCUGCACUUCGGAGGCUACAUGCAGAAGUCGGAGAAGAAGGGUGGCAAGAAGCAAACGGAGCGGGAGAAGAAGAAAAAGAUCCUCAGCGAGCGGCGGAAGCCUCUGAACAUCGACCACCUCAGCGAAGACAAACUGAGGGACAAAGCCAAGGAGCUGUGGCAAACCAUCCGUGACCUGGAGGCUGAGAAAUUUGACUUGCAGGAGAAGUUCAAGCGGCAGAAGUACGAGAUCAACGUCCUUCGAAAUCGUGUCAGUGACCACCAGAAGGUCAAAGGGUCAAAGGCUGCACGUGGGAAGACCAUGGUGGGCGGCCGGUGGAAGUAGAUGGCUCUGAAGGCAAAGGCAGCAACCACUGGCAGGAACACUGAGAUGUGAGACCCAGUGGGGGCGCAGCGUCGGAUCCAUGAGGUUCACAGCUGGCAAUGGCAACGCUGCACUGCUUGCCCUGAUCUGGAGCUCUGAGCUCUGCUUUUCACCCCAUCAGAGCUCAGCGCUCUCUGCACAUGACAUUGGUGUACGCUCCCGUGCUGCACAAAUCCAUGGGUGAGAUUGCGGCACAGCGCAGCGCUGACGUUCCCCUACAAGCGGUGCUCUGCUGGUUUUGGAAGCGCCGCGAGCCCUUCAUCUGCACACGUAAAUAAAUAGAGUUGUGCCUUUGCAGAGCCAUAAAUCAAACCUUGGUAUCAUGACAAAGACAGAACGCUUUGAUCCAGGGCAGCGCUUUGAUCUCCUGCGAUGAGCCAGAUGUUGGUGAUUAUCUGUUGAAAUAGAGCGGUAAUUGUCACUUUUCAGGCAGUGUUGCAGUGCUGCACUGUCAGCCCGUUGGCUGUGGGCCAUGCCACACCUCAAAGUAAAGCAGGCAGAACGUGGAUAUUAAUUACAUUUUGCAGUUCUCAAAUACUGCCAGUUGCUUUGGAACAACGCAUUUUGGCAAGCGAGUGUUUCGCUCUGAGAUGUUUUCCACCCAGGACAUUACUAAUAAUUACAAACAGAACAAUGCUGGUAGGGAAUGAGAAGAAUUUUUGGGUGCUGGGUGAGAUGCCCAUGGGCCCUACUGGGAGGACAGGGGCUGACUGGCUGCACCAAGGGCUCCUGACCAACAGGGUUGGUGCAACAGUGUGAAGAUCUCAGCAUCACCUGAGUGUAGCAUCAUAGACCCAUAGGAUGGUUGGGUUGGAAGGGACCUUAAAAACCGUAGAACCAUAGAGUGGUUGGUUCGGGAGGGACCUUGAAGACCAUAAACACCAUAGGCCCAUAGAAUGGUUGGGUUGGAAGGGUCCUUAAAGAUCAUAAAGCCAUGCAAGCAUCCAAACAUCAUCAUUGCAAAGGAAGAGCAACCAAUUGGACCAAUUGGGAAUUGCUCGCAUUUCUUUGCAGCUGUGAAGUCCCAGUUGCAGCCCCUUGGGCUGUGGCAGCUCCUUGCACACAAACUGAUAAACCCAGAAGGAAGCAUUUCUCUUUUGGAAAAAGGAAAAAUGAUGCCAAUCUCCCAAAUGCCUCUGCCCAUGAAGCAGGUGAGGAGCAAGGAGAGCCGCUGCUGUCUGCUACGAGUCCCAUCUGUACAUGCAGCACAAACCCAACCCAGAUGUUUCAUGUAGAUGUGGGCUCUCGUGGGCACAAAGCUUCUCCAUGGAUUGUUUUUGC